This is a messenger RNA of Pelecanus crispus (Dalmatian pelican), 934 nucleotides long. RefSeq names its product ankyrin repeat and SOCS box containing 9 (gene ASB9). Gene Ontology annotation, molecular function: protein binding. NCBI's taxonomy places the organism in Eukaryota, Metazoa, Chordata, Aves, Pelecaniformes, Pelecanidae. The record is from RefSeq and is a predicted model, not a curated record. Gene Ontology annotation, biological process: intracellular signal transduction; positive regulation of protein catabolic process; protein ubiquitination.
AUGGAUGAUGAGGGAACAAAUCAAAACUCCAGCAAAUCGCAAGGAGCCGGAGGCCAAGCAUCUGCAAUGUCUCUAUCAAACCCACUGAUGAGGGACUUUGUUUCAGACUGGUCUCCUUUACAUGAUGCCUCUAUCCGUGGGAGUCUGCUUACUCUGAAGAAACUCAUCAAACAGGGGAGUGAUGUGAAUCUUGUUACAGCAGACCAGGUGUCUCCUCUCCAUGAAGCCUGCCUAGGGGGUCAUGCUGCUUGUGCCAGUGUCCUAUUAAAACACGGUGCUCAGGUGAAUGGAGUUACUGUCGACUGGCACACUCCAUUGUUCAGCGCUUGUGUCAGUGGCAGUGUGGCUUGCUUGAAUUUAUUGCUGGAGCAUGGAGCCAGCCUACACCCACCCUGUGACUUGGCAUCCCCCAUCCACGAAGCUGCUAAGAGAGGUCAUGUGCAAUGUGUCGAAUUCCUCGCGUCCCGUGGAGUAAACAUAGAUCAAAACAUCAAGCAUCUGGGUACUCCACUUUAUGUAGCUUGUGAGAACCAGCAAGUGAGCUGUGCCAAGAAGCUGCUUGAGUCAGGAGCAAAUGUGAACAGCGGCAAAGGACUGGACUCCCCUCUGCACGUGGCCGCCAGGAAUUGCAGUGUGGAGCUGGUGACACUGCUGAUUGACUUUGGAGCAGACAUUUGGGUGAAGAAUGCCGAAAGCAAGAGGCCAAUGGAGCUGGUUCCACCCGGCAGCCCUGUGGGCCAACUCUUCCUGCAGAAAGAAGGGCCGCUGUCCUUGAUGCAGUUGUGUCGCCUGUGCAUCAGGAGGUGCUUUGGACACAAGCAGCAUCAAAAAAUAGCUGAACUUCUUCUCCCGGAUGAGCUGAAACAUUUCCUUCUCCACGUUUAAGCCUUUCAUGUUCAAAAUGGUGCCUUUAAUAACACAUCAAGGUUCGUUG